AAGUGCGGCGGAAAGUAAGAGGCUCAUUGGGGAAGACCGCCUGGAUCCAGGUCCCGGGGUCUCCGCUUCGGCCAGAGGCGCGGGAAGCAGCGUCGCCGGCUGACCCUGCCCCCGUCCCCGCUGCUUUUGCGGAGCCCGCUCAGCUUCCCAAGAAAGGAUGACACUUCUGUGGUUUCUAAUGAGUCUCUACUUCAAUGGAAUCCUGCAAAGUGAUGCCUCAGAACGCUGUGAUGACUGGGGUCUAGAUACCAUGAGGCAAAUCCAGGUGUUUGAAGAUGAGCCAGCUCGCAUCAAGUGCCCACUCUUUGAACACUUCUUGAAAUAUAACUACAGCACAGCCCAUUCAGCUGGCCUCACUCUGAUCUGGUAUUGGACCAGGCAGGACCGGGACCUGGAGGAGCCCAUUAACUUCCGCCUGCCCGAGAACCGCAUUAGUAAGGAGAAGGACGUGCUCUGGUUCAGGCCCACCCUCCUCAACGACACAGGCAACUACACCUGCAUGUUAAGGAACACCACAUACUGCAGCAAAGUUGCCUUUCCUCUGGAAGUUGUUCAGAAAGGCAACUGUUUCAAUUCCCCCAUGAAACUGCCAGUGCACAGACUGUAUAUAGAGCACGGAAUUCAGAACAUCACUUGUCCAAAUGUAGACGGGUAUUUUCCUUCCACUGUGAAACCUACCAUCACUUGGUAUAUGGGCUGUUCUAAAAUACAGAAUUUUAAUAAUGUAGUACCUGAAGGUAGGAACUUGAGUUUUCUCAUUGCCUUAAUAUCAAAUAAUGGAAAUUACACGUGUGUUGUUACAUAUCCGGAAAAUGGACGUAUCUUCCAUCUCACCAGGACUCUGACUGUGAAGGUGGUAGGCUCUCCGAAAGAUGCAAUGCCCCCCCAGAUUCAUUCACCCAAUGAUCAUGUGGUCUAUGAAAAAGAACCAGGGGAGGAGCUACUCAUCCCCUGUAAAGUCUAUUUUAGUUUCCUGAAGGAUUCUCACAAUGAGGUUUGGUGGACCAUUGAUGGAAAAAAGCCGGAUGACAUCACUGCUGAUGUGACCAUUAAUGAAAGUAUAAGUCUCACUAGAACAGAAGAUGAAACGAGAACUCAAAUUUUGAGCAUCAAGAAAGUUACCCCAGAGGAUCUCAAGCGCACCUAUGUCUGUCAUGCUAGAAAUGGCAAAGGGGAAGUUGAAAAAGCUGCCAAGGUGAAACAGAAAGUGGUUGCUCCAAGAUACACAGUGGAACUGGCGUGUGGUUUUGGAGCCACGGUCCUGCUAGUGGUGGUUCUCAUCAUUGUUUACCAUGUUUACUGGCUGGAGAUGGUCCUGUUUUACCGGGCUCACUUCGGAACAGAUGAAACCAUUUUAGAUGGGAAGGAGUAUGAUAUUUAUGUGUCCUAUGCAAGGAAUGCUGAGGAAGAGGAAUUUGUGUUACUGACCCUCCGUGGAGUUUUGGAGAAUGAAUUUGGUUACAAGCUGUGCAUCUUUGACCGAGACAGUCUGCCUGGGGGAAUUGUCACAGAUGAGACCUUGAGCUUCAUUCAGAAAAGCAGACGCCUCCUGGUUGUCCUAAGUCCCAACUACGUGCUCCAGGGAACCCAGGCCCUCCUGGAGCUCAAGGCUGGCCUAGAAAACAUGGCCUCUCGGGGCAACAUCAACGUCAUUUUAGUACAGUACAAAGCUGUGAAGGAGACGAAGGUGAAAGAGCUGAAGCGGGCUAAGACGGUCCUCACGGUCAUUAAAUGGAAAGGGGAAAAAUCCAAGUAUCCACAGGGCAGGUUCUGGAAGCAGCUGCAGGUGGCCAUGCCAGUGAAGAAAAGUCCCAGGUGGUCUAGCAGUGACGAGCAGGGUCUCUCCUAUUCAUCCUUGAAAAAUGUAUGAAAGGGACAAUGAAAUGGGUUCAAACAAACAAACAAAAAAACAAGAGGCACUCCAGGAAGGGUCUUCCCAGUCUUCAUUUCCAGUUCAUGGUUUCUUAGGCAGAAAAUAAUUGCCUGGGCCUCCUCCUUAUAGGGAUAAAUUCAGAGUGACUGGCCAGCUAUUCUCUGCCCUCAAGCAAGACUAAGAUUAGAAUGUUACUAUCAACACUUGGUCACCGGUCUCUGAUGUCACGCUGCUCUUUGCAGGCAAAGAUUUGGUUAAUGCAGAUUUCCUCGUCUGCAUCAUCCAUCCCUGUUCUUAUAUCUCUGUCUUUAAAAAAAAAAAAAAAAAAAAUCUUAACAUAUGGAGCAGCCUUUCUUAUGGAUUUAAAAACGCCUUUGAGAUAAGUCAUCUGCUGACAGCGUCGUUAGGACUUUCUGAAAAGUAUUCUUUUUCUUUUAUAUUUCACUCAUCCAUUAAAAAGAUAACCGGGGCCUAAGUUUUAGCUGAAGAAAUGAACUCUUUUGCACAUUCAUCUGUACAAUACACUGCCACAGCAAGACUAACAUUCACUUAGGACGGUGCAAAGCAAUAUAACAUUAUGAUUGUUUUAAAGGGCUUGCCAUUCUUCCACUAUGCCCCCUUGCGCUCCAUCUCAGGUAACUGAUACCAUAUUUGUAAACUUGAAAAAUAUAUUAUAAUUUUUGUUUCUACUAUAGCAAAUUACCUAUUAUCUGCAGGUCAACCCACAUUUUUCAUUCCAUCUCCAGGUCUCCCAUCAGUCAUUUAGAGUUUGCAAGUGGCCCCAUAUCUGGUUCAGUCUGAGAGGAAACUUCUCCUAAUGGUGCUAAUUGAGAGAAAGGUAGCAAAAAUGCCUUAAGGACAGUUUUUGAUUUGUGCAAAGGACACAGAACAGAGUGUUUGGCAAUUUGUCCUUUAAUUAUAGCCUUGCUAAUGUGAAUGCCAGGAAAGUGAUUUCUCCUAGCUUGGGUCUCUCCAUUGCAAAGUGAGGAGGUUAGACUUAGUGACCUUGAGAGUUAAUAUUAAUAUUGUGAGAGAAUUAAUUUUAUUGCCUAUAAUUUACUUUCUAGUGUAGGUAAUGCACCUGCUCCAAAUAAGUCAGUCUGUAAAGGUCACUAUCAAUGAAACUUGUUUUUCUUUUAAGUGGUAUUUCCUGCCCUAAGACUUGGAAGACUAAGUGCAGAGUUUACAGCAUAGUAAAUAUCUAUGUUACAUGUAGAUUUUAUGUGCAUAUAUAUGUAUGUAUGUGUAUGUAUAUCUACACACAAAUUAUAUGUGUGUGGAUGUAUAAGUAUACAUACAAUUUAUGUGUGUAGAUAUAUCCACAUGCAUAUGAAAAUAUAUAUGUGUGUGUAUGUGUGUAAUAUACUACGUGUGUGUGUGUGUGUGUGUACACAUAUGACAUUAAAUAGCCAUUGGUACAAUAUUACAAACCACUGGAACUCUUGUCUAGUUUUUAAAUUAUGUUUUUAUGAUAAUGCUUUGGGGUCAGUAUUUUUUGUACAUUAAUAUUAUUUGUUAAUUCACAGCUCACAGAGUGGUACUUGUUAUUAGUUCUUGCUUUCCCUAAGUUAGUAUAAAUAACUUGCUACUGCUACCGUUGAUCUAGGUUGCAGGGGAAUCUGUUGUGCACAGCGCUGCCAUGGUCACUGUUACGCGGUAGCCAGUCAUCUGGCAUUAACUGACUUGCUACUAUAUUCCCAGCACUUGCUUUUAUAGACUAAGCUGUGUUAAUCUUGGUGCUCAAGUAUUUGGACUAUUGAGUGAUAAAGGAAACAAAUAUCCUGAUCAGAAAGUCAGGGUAGCCUUAGGAACACAAUAAUUCUUAUUUAAGGAGGCCCUUUCCCAGUUGUAUGAAUGUUGAUAAGCAAUUAUAAAAUUACCUCCUACAUUUAAGUGUCCUUCAUCAGUAUUAAAGUCCGUAAUAAGUCAUUUACCUGUAUAAGAGUUAUUGGUUAUUUUAAAUUGAAAAAAGAUUCACUUUGAAUUCCUGACUAUGAAACUAUGAUAUGGACUCACUCUGGGAUCUGAUUUUUUUGAGCCUUAGAAAUACUUUUCCUUACAAACCACAACUACUCCGCCUAUUUACCCUUCCCUUACAAGACAAGAGACACUUCCUCCAGAUAAGCUUUGAAUAUCAAUUCUUGCACAAGCUUUUAGGUACGUAGAGAAUAGUCUUAUCACCAAGGGCCAUUCUCUUACCAUUGCUGCAUUUCUUUUGCACUUUUGGAUUCCAUAUUUAUCCCAAAUGCUGUUGGGUUCCCCCAGAAAGUCCUUGAUUUUUUUUUUAUUUAUAUUUCUGCCUUUGGUAUGAACUUUUCCAAAUGCUAUAAAAUAAAUCAUAUCAAAUCUAGGUGAUAUGUCCCAUUCUAAGAGGACUUUGUUUUGGGAACUAUGUUCCAGAAGAUACCUAACACAGAGCAUUUGAGAGAGAUGGGGAAAUAUAGUUAAAAUUUAGAAAGCAAGAACAAAUCGUGUCUCUAAUUUAAAAAAAUUAAUGGUUUUAGACAAAUUAUAUGAGGAUUCUUCUUGCCCAGGUUAACAAAAAAAAAAAAGACUGUGACAUGUAGAUUAUCUAAUUAUAAAAUCAUAUAAAAUUUAUAUGAUUAUAAAAUUUAUAAUUCUUUUCUGUAUUGUAACUUAGAUAAUUCUUCAAGCUUCUAAUUAAAAAAUCACUCCACUGUGUUGGGGAAUGAAAACAUCACUCCACUUAUUAAUUAUCCAUUUUCUUUCCAUAGGUUUUAAUAUUUCGAGAUUAUGUUUUUAAUUUUAUUCAUGAACUUUUGUAUUUUUCGUUCCUCAUUUGAUUUGUAAAUUUACUUAUUUUAUAAAUAAACCAUUUA
Nycticebus coucang (slow loris) is the source of this 4713-nucleotide messenger RNA. RefSeq names its product interleukin 1 receptor accessory protein (gene IL1RAP). Gene Ontology annotation, molecular function: interleukin-1 receptor binding; interleukin-1 receptor activity. The record is from RefSeq and is a predicted model, not a curated record. Gene Ontology annotation, biological process: signal transduction. NCBI's taxonomy places the organism in Eukaryota, Metazoa, Chordata, Mammalia, Primates, Lorisidae. The transcript has 11 exons. The coding region runs from base 158 to 1870 and encodes 570 amino acids.